UCGGCGUGCGCCUGCGCACCGGAGGCCGGAGGAGUCUUACCCUAAUGUAAGAUGGUGGCCCGUCUGGCUGUGGAACCCACCGAAAGCUGAGAGUCUCUCUCUCAGCCGUAAAGGUCGGACUCGCUGAAGCAAUCAGGCUCGGUUCUGAAGAGUUUUUCCCCCGACACUCGUUCAGUGGUCUCUUGUGAGGACGCGGCAGCGCGUGGAGUCGGCUAAGGGAAAAGCGAGGCAAGGCAGGCGGGUCUUCAAAGUUCUACAUUUUAGCUCUCAGUACUGAACUUCCUUCUCCCUUAAAUUAUUAUAAACUUUUGCUGCUGUUUAAUAAACGUGAAGAUGUCUCGAAGUCCUGAUGCUAAGGAAGACCCUGUGGAAUGCCCUCUUUGCAUGGAGCCCUUGGAGAUAGAUGAUAUCAACUUUUUCCCUUGUACCUGUGGCUACCAGAUUUGUCGAUUUUGUUGGCAUCGAAUUCGCACUGAUGAAAAUGGACUUUGUCCUGCAUGUAGAAAGCCAUAUCCAGAAGAUCCAGCAGUUUACAAACCCCUCUCCCAGGAAGAAUUACAAAGGAUAAAGAAUGAGAAAAAACAGAAACAAAAUGAGAGAAAACAGAAAAUAUCAGAAAAUCGCAAACAUUUGGCUAGUGUACGUGUUGUACAAAAAAACCUCGUCUUUGUUGUAGGUCUGUCCCAGCGCCUAGCUGACCCAGAGGUUUUAAAACGACCAGAAUAUUUUGGGAAGUUUGGUAAAAUACAUAAAGUUGUCAUCAAUAAUAGCACAUCAUAUGCAGGCUCACAGGGUCCAAGUGCCAGUGCUUACGUAACCUAUAUCCGGUCAGAAGAUGCUCUCAGAGCUAUACAGUGUGUCAAUAAUGUGGUGGUAGAUGGCCGAACACUUAAGGCAUCUCUAGGUACAACAAAAUACUGCAGUUACUUCUUAAAGAAUAUGCAGUGUCCAAAACCUGAUUGCAUGUAUCUACAUGAAUUGGGAGAUGAGGCAGCAAGCUUCACAAAAGAGGAAAUGCAGGCGGGUAAACACCAAGAAUAUGAACAGAAACUACUUCAAGAAUUAUAUAAAUUAAAUCCCAAUUUUCUUCAAUUAUCUACGGGUUCAGUUGAUAAAAAUAAGAACAAAGUGACACCACUGCAGAGGUAUGAUACCCCCAUUGAUAAACCUUCAGAUUCUCUCAGUAUAGGGAAUGGUGAUAAUUCCCAGCAGAUAUCUAACAGUGAUACGCCUUCACCACCACCUGGUUUAUCAAAAUCCAAUCCAGUCAUCCCCAUCAGUUCAUCCAAUCACAGUGCACGGUCCCCAUUUGAAGGGGCAGUAACAGAGUCACAGUCAUUAUUCUCAGACAAUUUUCGCCAUCCCAACCCUAUCCCAAGUGGGCUUCCUCCUUUUCCCAGCUCCCCACAGACAUCUAGUGACUGGCCUACAGCACCAGAGCCACAGAGUCUCUUCACAUCAGAAACAAUCCCAGUAUCAUCCUCCACAGACUGGCAAGCAGCAUUUGGCUUUGGUUCUUCUAAACAACCAGAGGAUGACUUGGGGUUUGAUCCCUUUGAUGUUACUCGAAAAGCCUUAGCAGACCUGAUUGAGAAGGAAUUGUCCGUCCAAGAUCAACCUUCCCUUUCACCCACAUCUCUUCAGAACUCCUCUUCACACACUACAACCGCCAAAGGUCCAGGCUCUGGAUUCCUACACCCUGCUGCACCGACAAAUGCCAACUCUCUUAAUAGUACCUUUUCAGUCUUGCCACAAAGAUUCCCUCAAUUUCAGCAGCACCGAGCAGUUUAUAAUUCCUUCAGUUUUCCAGGCCAGGCAGCCCGCUAUCCUUGGAUGGCCUUUCCACGCAAUAGCAUCAUGCACUUGAACCACACAGCAAACCCCACCUCAAAUAGUAAUUUCUUGGACUUGAAUCUCCCGCCACAGCACAACACAGGUCUGGGAGGGAUUCCUAUAGCAGGGGAAGAAGAGGUGAAGGUUUCGACCAUGCCACUGUCAGCCUCUUCCCAUUCAUUACAACAAGGACAGCARCCUACAAGUCUCCACACUACUGUGGCCUGACAACAGAACUGAGAGGAGAGGAUUAGACUCUGGGGUGCUUGCAUGGGCAACCGGAUUUUUGCAUGAUUCCUUUCUGAUUUUGCAUUUAAUGUAUACACCCAAAAGAGCCAAUAUAAACGUUCCUCAUGCCUACAACUAGUGUGUUACCUCAUAGUUGCUAAAGUAUUUCUUCAUUAGGCCUUUAACAUAAUUUAUUAGCAUAAUAAUUUUGGCAUUGUUUCUUAUGAGUGAUGCUAUUUUUAACUCAUAUGAAUAAACUUAUAAUACUAAUUAAGAUCCCAGAUGAGAUUAGCUAGAAUUGUUCUUAUUUUGGCUCUAUAACUGAAAAUAUACAAAGGUAAUGAUAGUUCUUUGUUUUCUGAUUUGUGAAAAAAAAUGGUAAUAUCCUAAUUUGAGAAUUGAGAUGAUAAUGUCUAUUGCAUUCUUUGAAUACUUGAGAAGAAAGAAUACAUAUAAAACAAACUUGGUUGGUGUCAUUUAAUGCUCAGAAGGAUGUUGUCAGCAAUUGUUUUCAGUUACCUAGAUUUAUAUCUUAUAUUAUGCAUUACAUGUGUAGAAACUGUUUUGUUCUCUCUCAUUUGCACAUUUGCACUUUAUUUUUGAAUGGUUGUUAAUUAUAAAAUAGAUGGUUAAAAGAUAAUUAUUAUGGCCUAAAUGCAAUAUAAUCUCUUUCCUAACGCACUGCCUAGUAUACCAGGAAAUGCCUCAAAAACACAAUUUCAACUUCUAAAUGAUUUAUCAGAAACUUGAAUGUGGGAUGAACAUUGUAUGUGAGUAGCCGCUAAAGUAGUAUAACAUUUUUAUUGAACAAAUAGUAGUUUGGUGGGAUAUUUGUUUGGAAAUUUCAUUGUUUAAUACCUGAAAUGUGGUAAUAAGUCUUUGUAAGUAUUUGACCUAAAUGAGACUUAAAGUAGAAGAGAAAAGUUUGGAUGUCCUCUAAAAUUAGUCCAUGUAAGUUGUAAAUGGAUAUUUUAGUGAAUCACAGAAAAUAGUGGAGUACUUUAUAGGAUAAUGUAAAGUGAUGUUUUUGAUAAUACAAAAUUUCUUGAAAUAGUUUUAAAACUGAUAAUAAAAGAAAACUGAACUCAGUUUGGAGCAGUGGACAAAAGCUGAUUUAGAAAACAUGAUCAUAUUCUGCCUAUGUGAAGCAGCAUCUGAGAAGAAAGGGAAAGUCAAAACAAUUGUGAUUUAACAACAACAACAAAAAAGUAUGCCUUAAUUUGUUUUAAAAAAAUACAAGAGGGGUGUCAUGAAUACCAAAAAGGCUAGAGAUUUUAAAUAAUAAAAUCUGCUUAUUAGUAGAUGAUGCUAUUGUUAUGUUGGAGUUGGAAUUUGGGGAUUAUACUCUAUGUAAGAUCUGAUUACUUUUUCUAGAUAUAGUGCAACAAAUUAAAUGGCCUUAUCCUGAAGUAUAGUUGGGUAAACCAAAAUCUAUACUUAAUAUCCUGAUAUUUGGUUACCUGAGGAUGCAGAAGGAACUAAUUAUCUAGCCAUCUAAGUUAUUUUUAUGAAACUCCACAUGAAUACCAAUUUCUAAUUUUCAUUUAGAAGUGGUUUUAAGCCAGCAUUUUAAGAAAAUCCAAUAAAAUACUGUAGACUUAUUAAACAUCAAUCUUUAAUUAUAGCUUAAUUUAAUUAUGAUUUUCAUUUUUGUUGUAAAAGACUAACACUUUGCCAAUUAUUUCCUGCGGAGCAAGUGGUCCUUCACUUUGUUAACAAAACAUGGGCUCCUUGUCAUGAUGCUUACCAGCUCAUAGCUUUCUCCAGCUUUCAAUGUAAGCUUUUCAUCUCUUGGAUCUUCUUACAAAGCCAUAGCAGGUGGUUAGCUCUUAUUUACUUACUUCUCAGUGUUGAGAGAGAUACCUGUUAAACAAGCCCCGUUUCCUGAUCUUUCUGUUUCUGUUUCUUUUUUCCAUUCAUAUUUGUAUAGAAAAGCUGUCUUGAAGUUUACCCAGACUUUCCCAGAGUCCUGAAUAGAUUCCCAAAGCAGUCCCUUUGCUGCUGCUCAUCUCUCCCUGCUUCCAGGCACACCACCAGUCAGGAAAGUGCUUCUUGAGAUAGUAAGACUCCAAUUUCCAAAUUUUUAUAAGGAAUGUCUAAAAGUGAUCCUUAAAUUCACUGAUGAAUUUCAAGACCACUUUGUAAGGCCUUAUCUUUUUGCUUACUUAAUAGUUUAUUUAAUAUGUUUCCUUAGAAGUAUUAAAAGUCAGCCAUAAUUUUAUGCUCAAGCACCAUUUCACCUGACUAGCAAAUUGUAACCAAAAUGAUGGUAAAGAAUGAGAAAUUCUAAAAAGCUUCAGGUUUGUUUCGGUCCAUCUUUUGCAAGGAAAAGUUUGUACACACACACACACACACACACACACACACACACAUACACACACAUUUGUACAUCCUUAACCUUUAUAAAGCGACUAGUCUUUUCCUAACACAGGAAUUUUAACCUGGAGUCCAGAACUCUGAAGCUACAAAAUUGUGGAUUUGUGUGCAUGUACACAUCUAUUCUUUUUUUUUUUGAGAGAAAGAGAGACAGACAAUCUUUAGUUACUAGAUUUAUAAGGGGUUUGUUGACACCCAUCUACACCUCAAAGAAAUAAAAAAGGGGGGGAUUAACUGUUGCCUUGAAAAGUUUUUGGUGCCACUGUAGAAAAUAGUCUUGCACUGAAAGAGUUUAGUUAUAUAAUAUCAAGUGCCUCUUUCUUGACUACAUUUUCUUAAAGAUCCCAUUAGAAAAACAAUGUUUUGAUUAGUAAUGCUUUCCUUCUUAUUCUACUGUUGCAUUGUGUUUUUCCAGGGGAUACUUUUGUGUAUUCUCCCCUUAUUUUCACAAAGCUUUAAUUAAAUAUUUGAGUACUGAUUUUGCGUAGUGACCUGAGCUAGAUCUUGAAGGAUACAAAGCUGAAUGAGAUAAAUGUACAUCCUGUUAUCAGGGAUGAGUCCAGUGGCAAUUGUAUUUUCACAUUGUUUUUAUCAGGUCAGCUCUUGAUAUGUUUUAAUCAGAAUAGUCAUAACAGUCCAGAUUCAUUUCAUUGUUCAUCUCUCAGUAACCUUUUUAACAAUGGCAACAAAGGAUAUUGAAUACUUUUAUUUCAAAUAUUUGAUAAUUUGUAGGAGGUGAAAAAAACCUUAAUAGGAAAAACAUAUAUUCGUUAUUUUUAUUUAAGUGUGUGUAUGCUCAUGUAUCUUUACUUAGUGUUCUGGGUAAUAACUGAAGCCUUCUAUAUACGUGUUGUGUUCCUUUAAAAAAAAAAAACUUUAAUGCAUUUGUCUGUGCACAUUUCUACUGACAUGGCUCCUAUUUGUAUCUUAUUCCAAGUACCUCCAAGAUUGCCAGAUCUUUCUUCUGCUGUGACACAGGCCCUUAGGAAGGUGGGAAGUACACCCACAGAGGCAUUGCUGCAGAAAGUCAAGAGAAAGGAACAGAUAGCUGUAUUGAAAUCUUACAAAAAUGAAGAUUAUUAUUUAUGCAGACAAACUGGGGUACCAUUUAUCCUAUGCUGAUUUGUAAUG
Urocitellus parryii (Arctic ground squirrel) is the source of this 5568-nucleotide messenger RNA. RefSeq names its product CCR4-NOT transcription complex subunit 4 (gene Cnot4). Gene Ontology annotation, cellular component: CCR4-NOT complex. Gene Ontology annotation, biological process: protein ubiquitination. NCBI's taxonomy places the organism in Eukaryota, Metazoa, Chordata, Mammalia, Rodentia, Sciuridae. Gene Ontology annotation, molecular function: ubiquitin-protein transferase activity; RNA binding; metal ion binding. The record is from RefSeq and is a predicted model, not a curated record.